AUGUGUCUGCACUUCAAGAGCACAAAGUGUGAUGAGCAGGAAGAGGAACUGCUUGAUCUGUCAGUGAUUGAGAGCAGAGUGAGAGGUGUGAAAGGAGGCACAGUCACAGUCCAGUGUCUCUACAGUUCUGAGUAUCAGAAUAAACAGAAGCAGUGGUGCAGAUUCAAAUAUGGACAAUGUCAGUCAUCGGAGGUAGAGAGCAUGAGGACACUGAAAAAUGUAGCUGUAAAAAGUGGAGGAUCUGUCACUAUUCCAUGUCUUUAUGAAGAGAAGUACAAAGCAAACAGUAAAUUCUGGUGCAAAGGGUACCAUUGGGCUACCUGCAGUAUCGUAGCCUAUGCAAACUCAAAUGGAAAUCCAUCAGUCAUUGAUCAUCCAGAGCAGAAUUUGUUGACGGUGGAACUGAACUCUGUCUCUGAGUCUGGAACGAGUUGGUGUGCAGCAGAAAUUGGGGAUAAAUGGCAGCCAGAUGACCGUGAUUAUUGGUACCUGACAGUUAGUCAAGAUCCUGAUCUGUCAGUGAGGGAGAGCAGAGUGAGAGGUGAGGAAGGAGGCAGCGUCACAGUCCAGUGUCUCUACAGUGCUGAGUAUCAGAAUACACAGAAGCAGUGGUGCAGAUUUAAAGAUGAACAAUGCAACACAGUGAGGACUGAAACAUCCCAGAAUUCAGCAGUGUACAUCAGUGAUGAUGGGAGAAGAUCCUUCAGUGUGACCAUGAGAAGACUGAAGAAGAGUGAUGCUGGAUGGUACUGGUGCAGUGCAGGAGAUCUGCAGGUUCCUGUUCACAUCAGUGUCAGUGAUCCACCUCCAGUCACUACAUCAAAGACAACAGCAGUGACUACAACAGUGACUACAACAGUGACUACAACCGCUCAUCAAGACAACACGUACACCACAGUGGCUGUUUCUAAGCCAAAGGUUAAGAAUAAGCCCACUUGUUCUGCUGAAGACUCGAUUAUAUACAGCACUGUGGCUACAGCUAAACCAAAGAGGAUGACUUACUGUUUGGCUGUGGAGCCUCAGGGAUCUCUACUGGGUCGCGUGUUCAUCCUCAACAUCCUUACAGAUAAAAUCUCAGAUGAUGCAGAACUUGUGGGAACAUACUGUAAUGUUGACGAGCAUUCGGGUGGACGAGAGGUAGAGAGCAUGAGGACACUCACAAAUGUAGCUGUAAAAAGAGGAGGAUCUGUCACUAUUCCAUGUCUUUAUGAUGAGAAGUACAAAGCAAACUAUAAAUACUGGUGCAAAGGGGACUAUUGGCCUACCUGCAGUAUCGUAGCCUCUGCAAACUCAAGUGGAAAUCCAUCAGUCAUUGAUCAUCCAGAGCAGAAUUUGCUAACGGUGGAACUGAACUCUGUCUCUGAGUCUGGAACGGGUUGGUGUGCUGCAAAAAUUGGGCAUAAAUGGCAGCCGGAUGACCGUGAUUAUUUGUACCUGACAGUUAGUCAAGAUCCUGAUCUGUCAGUGAGGGAGAGCAGAGUGAGAGGUGAGGAAGGAGGCAGCGUCACAGUCCAGUGUCUCUACAGUGCUGCAUAUCAGAAUACACAGAAGCAGUGGUGCAGAUUUAAAGAUGGACAAUGCAACACAGUGGGGACUGAAACAUCCCAGACUCCAGCAGUGUACAUCAGUGAUGAUGGGAGAGGAACCUUCAAUGUGAGGAUGAGUGGACUGAAGAAGAGUGAUGCUGGAUGGUACUGGUGCAGUGCAGGAGAUCUGCAGGUUCCUGUUCACAUCAGUGUCGGUAGUGAAGCUCCAGGUAUUACAUAUGAUUAA
This is a messenger RNA of Tachysurus vachellii, 1773 nucleotides long. Its product is annotated as polymeric immunoglobulin receptor-like. Bases 1 to 1773 code for a protein of 590 amino acids. The transcript has 11 exons. The record is from RefSeq and is a predicted model, not a curated record. NCBI's taxonomy places the organism in Eukaryota, Metazoa, Chordata, Actinopteri, Siluriformes, Bagridae.